Geosmithia morbida is the source of this 954-nucleotide messenger RNA. RefSeq lists its product as uncharacterized. Gene Ontology annotation, molecular function: protein binding. The transcript is spliced from 2 exons. The coding region runs from base 1 to 954 and encodes 317 amino acids. The record is from RefSeq and is a predicted model, not a curated record. Lineage: Eukaryota; Fungi; Ascomycota; Sordariomycetes; Hypocreales; Bionectriaceae.
AUGGAAUCAGCACAGCUCCAAGCAUAUACAUACAAGACGCUCCCCACGCCGGACAACACCCUCGACGACAUCCCCCUGCGGACGAACUGUCCGCUCGAUGAUGGCCGACCCUCGGACGGAUCGACGCAGCAGCAGCAACCUCUGGGCAGCCUGGACGUCUUCCUGCCCGACGAGGUCAUCCUGGCCAUCCUGCCGCGCCUGGACGUGCUCUCGCUCUCCACCUUCCGCCGCGUCAACCGCCGGGCGAUGGGACUCGUCGACUGCCUGCACGAGUACCGGACGAUGCGCCGGCACUUCCCGGAUGUGCUGCGCGCCAUCCUGAGCAUCCGGGCGACGCACUUCGACACGGCGACGCUGUUCGACACGCUGUGCACGGAGCGGUGCUCCGGUUGCGCCGGCCGGAACUUUGGCAGCCACCUGUACCUCAUCACCUGCGAGCGCGUGUGCCAACCGUGCUUCACCAGCAGACGUCGGUUCUUCCCCAUCUCCGGCGUGGUGGACCGGCACGGCGUCGACCCCGACGUCGUGGACCUGGACCGUCUGCCGCGCGUGCUCAGCGUCCCCGGGACGUACACGGCCAUCUGUUUGCGGGUCAGGAAGAGGGUUGUGCUGUACGAUCUCGAGACGCUGGUCGACAGGGCUGCCAUUCAGAGGAGCGGCGACGGCGAUACGCUGAGGCUGGACAGGUUGGACCUGGAGGAUAAGGAGCCCAGGAGGUACAUGGGCGUCAUCUCUGCGCCGUACUUUACCGAGCGUGGGCGUCGUGCGUAUUGGGGUGCCUACUGCGCUCUAUGCGUGGACGCGGCAUGCGUCGAGCCGUCUUACAAGAUCAAGUAUACUGAGACGGGGUUGGGGAGACACAUGAUGGAGUGGCAUGGGGUUGAUGUCGACGAGGAAAAGGUGGGUCGUAGGGAUCUGGGGCCGUAUCAUUGUCCUCAGACGGCCCUGCCCUAA